UAACGCUGUAGAGUAGUUUCCUGUCUUCAUGAAAUUUGCUUCAACAUCCCUGGUCAUCACUUUAAAUUACUUUUUGCUAUUUCACUCGAGAAAAAAUGAUUUUAGUUAGCUUACGUAUUCUUAAAACUGAAUCAAAAGGCAAACGGGAACCUGGCUGUAAGUUUAUUUCUUUGUAAUGUUGAUGAGACACGAGUAGGAGGAGGUUGAUUUCGUCUGCCGUUCGUCAGAUUUGGGGAGGAGCCUCUCACUGACAAGAGACUGCUUCUUCUGAGUUUGUCAGCUCCCUAAAAUAGAAGCCCGUGUGUCAAUGUGACUGAAAAUACAUUUAUGUCACAUCGUAGCCGCUGGAGUCACUGAUACAGAGUAUCUAUAUACAGCGAGGGACUGUGGAGAAAAAGGACAGCUUUUUUCCCAAGGAGGAGAAAUCAGCAGGAAGCUCAAACAAGAGGGGAGCAUUGAAGAAAAGGAAGAGUGUGCAAGAAAGAGAGAGAGAGGAAGAAAGAGAGACACAAAGGAAGCAAAAGGCUGGAGCUGGAUAUUCUUGAUCCUACAAAGAGGAUAUCGCUGCUUUGAUAGUGGGAUUGCUGUGUGGUCACGACAAGAGAGGCUGUGAGACAGACUGAUAAAGCGAGCGCGAGAAGACGAAGGCUGAGAGGAAGACAGCGGCGAGAGAGUGAGAGAGAGUACAAUGUGCUAGGAGGGGCGAAGGAACACAAGCUUGGGUGUUUUUCUGAUAUUCUCGUGGUGUCAGAGAGACGAAACAGAACGCAAAGAUGGGACGGAAGAAGAUACAGAUCACGCGGAUCAUGGACGAGAGGAACAGGCAGGUCACCUUCACGAAGAGGAAGUUUGGCCUGAUGAAGAAAGCUUACGAACUGAGCGUAUUAUGUGACUGUGAGAUAGCCCUGAUCAUAUUCAACAGCUCAAACAAACUCUUUCAGUACGCCAGCACUGACAUGGACAAAGUCCUGCUUAAAUACACAGAGUACAACGAGCCCCAUGAGAGCAGAACCAACUCGGACAUCGUCGAGGCGCUAAACAAGAAAGAACACAGAGGCUGUGAUAGCCCGGACCCCGAUGCCUCAUAUGUCCUCACCCCUCACACUGAAGAGAAAUAUAAAAAAAUUAAUGAGGAGUUUGAUAAUAUGAUGAGAAAUCAUAAAAUCCCCGCGGGCCUGCCCCAGCAGAACUUCUCCAUGCACGUGACCGUGCCGGUCAGCAACCCCAACGUCAUGUCCUACAACCCGGGCGCGGCAUCCCUGGGCUCCCAGGCCCUGGCGGCGGCCGCCGCCUCCCUGAACGAGAGCGGGAUGCUGUCUCCCCCGCACGCCUCCCUUCACAGGAACGUGGUGUCCGGCGGGGGCCCCCAGCGACCCCCCAGCACCGGCAGUGCAGGAAAUGGCUUUGUCAACCCGAGAGGCUCUCCUGGACUGCUGGGUAACCCCAGUGGCAACGGUCUGGGGAAGGUGAUGCCCACAAAGUCCCCCCCACCACCAGGGGGCAACAUGGGCAUCAACAGCCGCAAGCCCGACCUGAGAGUAGUCAUCCCCCCGUCCAGCAAAGGCAUGAUGCCCCCACUGUUCGGGGUGGGACAGUCAGAGGAAGAGGAAAUGGAGCUGAGCACCCAAAGGAUAAGCAGCUCCCAGUCCAACCAGCCCCUGGCCACCCCAGUGGUGUCCGUCACCACCCCCAGCCUGGCACCCCAGAGCCUGCUCUACUCAGGCAUGCCCACCGCCUACAAUACUGAAUAUUCCCUGAGCAGCGCCGAGCUCUCGUCUCUGCAAGGCUUCGGCUCUCCAGGGCUCUCUCUGGGCUCCGUGUCGGCAUGGCAACAACACCAACUGGGCCAGGCAGCUCUCAGCUCGUUGGUAGGUGGCGGUCACUUACCUCAAGGCUCCAACCUCUCCAUCAACACCAGCCAGAAUGUCAACAUCAAGUCCGAGCCCAUCUCACCCCCACGCGAGCGCCUCACCCCGUCCGGCUUUGCCACCCAGCAGCAGCAACAGCAGCAGCAGCAGCAGCAGCAGCAGCAGCAGGUGGCCCCGUCCAGCCGGCCGGACAUGGGCCGCUCGCCGGUGGACAGCCUCAGCUCGUCCUGCUCCUCCUACGACGGCAGCGACCGCGAGGACCACAGGACCGACUUUCACUCCUCCCUGGCCGGCCUGGGCGGCGGAGGCGGCGGCGGGCGGCCCCCGGCCGGGGGCGACGAGCGCGAGAGCCCCUCCGUAAAGCGCAUGCGCAUGGACACCUGGGUCACAUAAAAGAGCCCCGUGGUGGACAGCGCCCUCUGGUGGGCCGUCCGGGUAACAGCUGGCUGGAAACUCACAUCUGGACCUUCUUUGGGCCCUAACUGGCCCAGAGGGGGAGAUGGAUCCAGCUAGCUGUUAGCAGGGCGGCUGGAGGGAGGAGAGGGAGCGGGCUGAGCCAGAGAGGGAGGGGGGCGAGGGGCCGACACGACACGGGGACGGGGGUCAUUGUUGUUGUUGUUGUUGUUAUUAUUACUAUUAUUAUAAUUAUUAUUAUUUAACUUCAUUUCAUUUUGUAAAGUAGGUCAAGUGGUGGAGGAGGGAGUUGAGAAGAUGUCUUGACAUAUCUAAAUUUAAAAAAAAACAGCCAAGUCAAAGUGGGAAAAUCAAGUCAAGUUGUCAGGCUGAAUUAUGUGCUCAAGCAGGAGUUAUCAGGUACUCAGCGCAGGUCAGGUUUUCUGCAGGACCCCUUGUUUGAGGAGGGAAAAAAAAUACAAAAAAAAAACAAAGUAUAUAUAUAUAUAUAUUACAAAACUCUAGAUAACUGUAGUCACUGGUCCAGUCAGGCACUUACCUGUAGUAGCUGUUUUUUGCUGUUAAUCUUUUGCAAGUUUUCAAGCAAUCAGUGCAAGUAGGAGAGUGGCUUUCUGUCAGAUGGCUCUUGCCUUUGUUUUUGAUUAUUGUGUAACUUUACGUCCCCGUAAGCUUUUUUGAAGUGAACAGACAACUCAUUGUCUAUUGAAAAAUUUGACUUUAUCAAAUUCAAUUUGGGAAGUGUGUAGGUCAUGAGAUAUGGAGAGGAAGAUGUGUUGGUAUCUAAAUAUUUUCCCCAGUAAUAACACAAUAUCAGCGAAUAAGGAGACGGACAGACACAUCAUAAGACAUACUUCACAUGGUUGUUUUAUGUCAUUGGAAACUACACAGAAACACUUUUUAUUGGUACCUUCUUUUUGUGACUUCAAACGAAUGGGAAAAUCUAUUUAAGCCAUGAAAUCUAGACCAGUUGAACUGGCAUCAAUAUCAAGCUAUUCUUACUCACCUCAAACAACUUAAUGGUAUCGUAAGCCAAAGCUGUAUGUUUUUUGGUGUUUAUUUGAAGAAGUUUGGAGAUAACUAACAACUCCAGACAAUUAUUUCUUUUUCAGUUCUGUUAUAAUUGUGCUUUGUUGCAUACAACACAAAAAUAUCAUGCAAACCAGAUCUUGAAACAAUAUUGAAAGCCAUGAACACUUGAUGUUCUGUUUGUAAAUUAAAAAUUUGAGCCAAACAUUUUUUGUUAUGUAUAUAGCAACUUUAAUAUAUAUCACCUUCGGUGUAAGUACGUAUGUAUUGUACCUUCACCAGAUUCAAGGAAAAAAAGUAUAUUUUUGUGGAUUACUGCCAGAUUUACAAGGCGAUAUCCUUAUUAAGUAGAGUAUUCACUGGUUCAUAUUUACUAUUUUGUUAACAAUACUGUACUUUCUUCAAAACUGAAUUAUUAUCGUUAAUAAUCAAAGUGUUUUUAUUUUAAAGAAGGUAGUUUUUGGGUCGUGUUCCCUUUAAUGGUGGUGAAUGUCUGUCCAUACAAAAAUUGUAAUAACAGUGCUGUAAGUUUAAAGCGUCACUCUAUCUUUAUUUUCUAAGUCUUCUUUUUGUAAAGGAUAUCAUGAUGCUAAAGAACAUGUGGUUUCUUUCCUACAGCGAUUGUGUUUAGGACAGGUCCAAGGCUGCUGAAUACACUGCCUUUCAAACCACAUGGUCCCAUGUCAGCAUCGCUUAUUAUUCAACCAUUUUGAUUUGCCUAAUUCUAGACACAUAUCGAAUACUUUGUUCAAGAAAUUGCCCACCCCCAAAUUAUUUAGAAACCAAUGGGUGCAGCAUUUUGUUUUCUUGGUUAUUUUUGCCAUAUUCUUUCAUAUAUAUGAUCCACACCAAUUGAACAUGUGCACAAAAAUGUUUAUUGUAAAUAUCCUAGCAUUGUGUAACUAUCUGAAUACAACACAUUUUUCCUUUUCAUUUGUUUUUUGCAAAUUUGGCUCAAUAGACUGUCAUCAGCAUCAAAUUCUCAACAAAAAACCCAUCUUAUUUGUAACAAACCAUUUCCCGCAAAUGAAAAAGGCCCUCUGUAGUGCUUGAGCAAGGGAGGCCAUUCUACUCCCUACCUGGCUGCAGUUGCUUGGCUAUGAGCACCUGAGUCUCCUCACUCCAUGCAUACAGCUUUUGUUAAGCUGUUCCUGGCUUGCAUCUUUUCUCUCCCCCCCCCCUCCACCAACCCUUUACACAUAUCAGGAAACCCUUAAACAGACCCGGGCCAGGUGUGGUGCAGGUCAGCCAGGCCUGUAUCCAUCCAGGUCCGGAGGGGCAUCCGGUGUCAGCUGCAAUAGCCCACACACACACACACCCCGCCGCCACUCUACCGGUGGACAAAAAAGAGUCAGGGGAUUCAGCAGCUACAGUCAGAAACCUACAUGUACACAAAAUGGUGACCGAUUUGACAUGAUCUCACUGCUGGAUUGCACAAGUUUUUAUUGUGAAACAAACAAACAAACAAGUUUGCUGUAAUCAAAAGGAGUCUCUCUUUACAUUUCCUAUCUAUUUCUGUGCGUGAUGCCAUAGGCAGACAUAAAUAUAUAUAUACCUCCCUUUUUUGUCCUCACAAGCGAACAAAAAAAAAAGAACGAGCAGCUUGCUAGCUACAGUAUGCAAGCAGCUUGCGAUCAGCUGAUAUUGAUCUAUGCAGUCAUCAGACAAAACACAGGCCCACAGGCGCCCCUGACUUCUCUCGAGUGAUGUCUUUCUCUCUCCCUUAUAGCUGGAUGUAGUUUAUAUGCUCAGGCAUUGAACAGUGGGGGAAAAUGACUGUUAACCUCUUUCCCGUAAGUGCUUGCAUCUUCUCAUUGGUGGAACUAUCAUCCAUACCAUUCGAAUCCAACAAUUUCUAUAGUCACCUCAGCGUUAAAAAAUGUUAUUGAUGUGAGCUUUUCAAUCAGUACCUGUAGAUUUGCCCCCAGGAAAUUUCCAGAUGCUACACCAUUUAGUUUUUGCAUACUGACUCACAAUAUUUUAAAAGACCUCAUCAAUCCAACCAAACACAAUCAAAGCCUUUUUAUGUACAAAAGCAAUAAUCCCGUAGCUCAUGAUAUGGCUUAAUGGCACUAUCAGUAUCACCACAACAGUGCUUCUGUUGUUCCACACACAUUUUCACAAACUCACACACACAUACACACAGGCAUUCAGACAUUUGCAUGCAUUCACUAUGCACAGAAUUCUCAAUUGGAUAUCAGGGACUUUCUCUAGUUUCAUCAUAAAUGCACAGUCAGUGGGUAGCCUUAUUCCAAAGAAGCUGGUUACAUGAAUCACCAUGGAUCACACGUGGCAGGAAAAUCAGACUAAAGGAACCCCUUGUUUGAUCUUGGUUUGACAACAUUUAUUUUUUGCUGCUGUCAGACUAGUGUGCCGCACACACACCACAUGAAAUAUAUAGCAAAUCUAAAGAGACGCCAGAGCUCCUUUGGUCUGUGUGCUGUGUCAGAUAUCAUGCACAAUUGUUGAAUGUGAAAAGGAAGGGAUAUGUGGAAAAACAAGGAACGAAGGACGAUUUGUAGAUGACUUUCUUCACUUUGCUGUGCAAGAGUACACUGCUUUGCUUAAUGGCUUUUCUAAACAGAACUAUAUGUAUUUGGUAAUUGUUUGUAGUUACUAGUUCACUUCAAGAAGCUGUUUGCGGUUUGUCUGCUCAAACCGUUUGGCGGCACAAGCUGGACUUUGUUGCCAUGAAUGAAACAACAUGUUUCAGGAAGAAGAAAAAAAAAUCAAGAGAGAAUUUUAAGUUAAUCUGCAUUAUAUUUCCCUUGAAUGUGUUGUUUUAUCUUCACUAUACAAUAAAUAUUCUAGUGAACUUUUUAUCGAAUGACUAAGAUAUUAUGCUAGAGAUUGUUGUACAAAUUUGUAUUCUGCAUUCACUAAAGUAAAGAUAUUGGCUUUUACUGUGUAAUAUAGGUCCUCUCGCUUAUUCUGUACAAACUGAAGUGGGCAACUAUGAAACUGAUAAGACUGUGUGACGUCCAACAUGUGAAGUCUCCAAUAACAGAACCUGUCAGCUCAAUUAAAACAUCAAUGUACUCCCAAA
Molecule: messenger RNA, 6354 nt
Organism: Sardina pilchardus (European sardine)
Lineage: Eukaryota; Metazoa; Chordata; Actinopteri; Clupeiformes; Clupeidae
Gene: mef2aa
Product: myocyte enhancer factor 2aa
Exons: 11
Coding region: 774-2261 (495 amino acids)
Biological process (GO): positive regulation of transcription by RNA polymerase II; cell differentiation
Molecular function (GO): histone deacetylase binding; DNA-binding transcription factor activity, RNA polymerase II-specific; RNA polymerase II cis-regulatory region sequence-specific DNA binding
Source: RefSeq, a predicted model, not a curated record